AUGAAGAGGUACGUGUAUAGUAUUUUGGUGGCUUGUUUUGUGUUCUGCUUGAAGGAGGAUGUGCUGGUGGAGAGCGCAGAUAUGCCCAUGAAGUAUGCGGACAUGCGAGGGCUAGACGAUUUAUCCAAUUUGAAUGAUGAGCAAGUGAAGGACAUUUUAGGGUUAGACAUUAAAGGAGCCAAGGAAAGAAUUGACAAAUUAUUUGGAGUGAUCGAUAAGAAUAACGAUAAUGUAAUAUCAGAUGAUGAACUGAAUGCAUGGUCCAUAUAUGUAAAGAAUGAAGUAUUUUUGAAGCAGGUGCAGGUAGAAAUGAAACAGAUCGAUGCAGAUAAGGAUGGGUUUAUUUCCUUACCAGAAUUAAAUGAAGCAUUUUCACAAAACCUGGAUGCAAAAGAGGUAGAAAAACACGCAGAAGGAUUACUAAAGAGAUUUCAAAUUGUUGACAAAGAUAAAGAUAAUAAAUUGAAUAUAAAUGAAGUCGGGUUGUUGAUCGAUCCAAUGAAGGAUGAAGACUUGAAGGAGUUGGAAAUAAAUGAAAUUCUCGAACACCAUGAUGUGAAUAAGGAUGGCCGCAUAUCCAUGGAUGAGUUUAAACAAACACGAACAGAUGAUCCGCAUGUGAAAAAGGAAGAUGAUGUUGCUCUAGAUGAUUUUAAUUUUUUUGACACUAAUAAAGAUGGCUUCAUAGACAAGGAGGAAAUUGUGAAGGUGUAUUUUGACCCAUCCAAUGAAGCAGGUGCCAUUAAUCUGACUGAAGUCAAGGACACCAUCUUUGAAGGAAAACCAAUUACUCACGACUUGUGGAAUGAGAAGGCCCUCAAACUAGCAGUUACGUCUGUGACAGAUUAUGGAGAUAUUUUAAGAUACCCAGAAGAUUUUAAACUUGACAUUGGUAAGAAUGUUGUUCUUCCCUCUACGAGGAGUAGAAGUGGGAUGGAAGACGACUUAGAUCAUGACGAUGCAUUUUCAGGAGAUAAGGAUGACGGUUCGCAGGAUGACACGCUGAAAAAUACAACCCCAGAUGAGUUAUGA
Molecule: messenger RNA, 1032 nt
Organism: Plasmodium fragile
Lineage: Eukaryota; Apicomplexa; Aconoidasida; Haemosporida; Plasmodiidae
Exons: 1
Coding region: 1-1032 (343 amino acids)
Molecular function (GO): calcium ion binding
Source: RefSeq, a predicted model, not a curated record